Molecule: messenger RNA, 681 nt
Organism: Ceratitis capitata (Mediterranean fruit fly)
Lineage: Eukaryota; Metazoa; Arthropoda; Insecta; Diptera; Tephritidae
Product: ENHANCER OF AG-4 protein 2-like
Exons: 2
Coding region: 1-681 (226 amino acids)
Source: RefSeq, a predicted model, not a curated record
AUGCUUGGGUUACGACGUAAAGACGCGGAGUUUCAAUGGAACUUUGUAGACCAAAGGGAAGAUGAAGAAACUCCAAGUUUAUCUAUUCCUCGUUGUCCUUCUGAUUUGGGCAUUCUACAAGUGUCAUUACACCGUAUAUUUUAUAAAGACUUGAGCCUUAAGGCUGGCAAAGUUCAGUUAAUACAAGAAGUCGAGCGUGCCGAUCAUCGGCAUCGUCGUAUCUUUGCUGAUUUGGGCCAUGAAAUGAAUGAAAGCGAUACGGAGUUUCAUCGCAAAAUCAUCUUGUCUUCCACCCCGAACUUCAUCAUUCCCGUUUUGGCUCUAAUUGGCUGUGUCACCGCUGAUGUUUCACACCUCUCGUCCUCUUAUUUGCCGCCUUCAGUGCCACAACAACAAUACUUGCCACCUGUCCAACCACAGGCGCAAUAUCUACCUCCCGUCCAACCACAGCCACAAUAUUUGCCUCCUGUUGAACCAGAGCCACAGUAUUUGCCACCUGUCCAACCUCAACCUCAAUACUUGCCCCCCGUUGAACCACAACCACAGUAUCUGCCUCCUGUACAGCCACAGCAACAAUACUUGCCACCCGCACAGGAAUACUUGCCACCAGUGGAUACACCCGUCUCCCAAGAUGGCUAUCACUACAGAACUGUAAAGAAGUACCGUUUGAGAAGUCAUUAA